AUGGCGGACACCACAAACUUCAACUUCAACCCGACAACCCGGAGGUGGACGCAGUCCUGGGCUUGCGGACCCAUCAGGCAGCCUGGACUGCCCCGGGGGCGGCCCACGCUGCCGCUGCUGGCGGAGCUGCGGAAAGCGCCGCUGUCCAAGGAGCGUCUGAGGCGAGCUGCCGCCAUCUCAUCGGAGGUCUUUGGCCAAUCCCAACUUGUGGCCUGCGUGGCUGGGAGCAGCUUCCAAGACGAAAGGGAGACCUGGUGCAGAAAGCCCCCACGCUCGCCCAGGUUUUUGCCAGGCCGAGGGUGUGGCCAAAGCCUUGGCCUCCGUAUUGAUGCAGGUCCUUCUUUGAAGACUUUGCUGCGGUGCUCCCUUGAGGAGCACUCGCCUGGCGCUUCGGUGCUGCUGACCACGUUGCUGAGCAGCGCCUCUGUAGUGCUGAGGUCCCGCGGGCGGUGCCAAGGCAGCCUGGACUGCCCCGGGGGCGGCCCACGCUGCCGCGGAGCGGCUGGCGGAGCUGCGGAAAGCGCCGCUGUCCAAGGAGCGUCUGAGGUCCCGCGGGCGGUGCCAAGGUGGUGUAUCGCAGAGAUCGUAGACUCGAAACGCUUUGGGAUCAAGCGGAUCAAGCUUGCAGCAGAACUGUGCCAACUUCAAGCUUUGGAUGUCUAG
Messenger RNA from Effrenium voratum, 663 nucleotides. NCBI's taxonomy places the organism in Eukaryota, Dinophyceae, Suessiales, Symbiodiniaceae. The record is from the annotation of a GenBank genome assembly.